Nicotiana attenuata is the source of this 381-nucleotide messenger RNA. RefSeq lists its product as uncharacterized. The record is from RefSeq and is a predicted model, not a curated record. The transcript has a single exon. NCBI's taxonomy places the organism in Eukaryota, Viridiplantae, Streptophyta, Magnoliopsida, Solanales, Solanaceae. Bases 1 to 381 code for a protein of 126 amino acids.
AUGAGCAAUGCCAAAGCUAUUGGCACACUAAUGAGUUCUUCAACAAGUCUCGACAAGGACGAACAAGGAAGUUCUGUUGAUGAAACUAAGUAUCGUGGAAUGAUUAGCUCACUUCUUUAUUUAACUGCUAGUCGACCGGAUAUUAUAUUUAGUGUCUGUAAAUGUGCCAGGUUUCAGUCAGCUCCUAAGGAAUCUCAUCUAACUACACUAAAAAGAAUUAUUCGAUAUCUUAUUGGAAUUGUCUCUCAUGGAUUAUGGUAUCCUCGUUCUAACAUGUUUGAAUUAGAAGGCUUUUCAGAUGCUGAUAUUGCGGGCGAUAAGGAAGACAGAAAAAGCACAAGUGGAACAUGUCAAUUACUUGGCAAAUCAUUGAUAUCUUGA